UAUUAAUCCGGUUCAAAAUACACAGUCUGUAUGCACUUUUAGAUAUUUUAAAUAGGAUUUUCGUCGUUCUUCAUACAACAUUUUUUUUUUCGCUCGCUCUCUAUAUUCAACACGAACAUUUCAAUCUAUACUUCACCUGUCAAAAUGCUUGGUCGCCUUUUUGUCUUUCAUAUACUGUACUAACCACUCUUUUUUGUGUAUGUAAACCAACGACAAAAAAAAUCGAAGGAUAAAGGAAUUUAAUCGAUAACAAAUCAUGAUUUAUAUGAGUGCAGAUGACAUGCAGUUUGAUCAAACGGAAGUUUGUACUGACACCAAACCAUCGGUGGGACUGAACAAUAUCCGUCACAAUCAUACGCAUUCCACCACACAUAACCAUGGCCAUAACCAUUUGCAUGGCGUCUUGAUCGGUACCAUGCAAUCCUAUGGAAACAAUUUAAUCGAAUCAUUUAAAACAGAACCAAUGUGUCAAGUGCAAUGUAUGGAUUGCCAAAAGUAUUUCAACAAUGAAGAGCAAUUGACCGCUCAUCGGAUGGUUCAUCAUACCCAGACAAAUAACACAACGUCGGUCACAUCAGCUGCAACGAACGAAAAAGUUUAUGAAUGCGGCAUCUGUAUGAAAACAUUCAGCAAACACAGCAGCUGGUGGAAACAUAAAAAAUGUCAUACCGGCGAACGGAAUUACAAAUGCUAUAUUUGCGAAAAAUCAUUUACACAACAAGCUAAUUUGCAUCGGCAUAUGUAUGUUCAUUCCGGCGAAAAGCCACAUUCAUGUAAGAUUUGUAAUAAAUCCUUCUCACAAGCGGCCAAUCUUGUAAAACAUCAAGUCAUUCACACCAAUGAAAAACCGUUCCAAUGCAAGCUGUGUCCGAAACAAUUCACACAGCGCGCCAAUUUAAAAAAACACGAAAUGGUGCAUACAGGUGAACGGCCGUAUUCGUGCCCGAUAUGCAAGAAGGCUUACGCUCAAUAUGCAAAUAUGAAAAAGCAUAUGCCGGUGCAUGCAAAGUCAAAGCAAUCGGUUGCAUAUUUGUGCGCGAAAUGCAAAAUUUUAUUCGAUACAAUAACAAUCUACGACGAACACUUGGAAAAUUGCAAAAACAAUCCCGACAACUAUAAUUAUGAUGAAGUAUUGGACAAACUCACUGAUUCAACUUUAACCGAUCCAAAAGAAAUAGUUGGUCGAUCAACAUCGUCGUCACUAAGUUCAAAUCAAAUUGCAUCAAUUAUUGUGGUAACCGCUGCAAUGACACCUACAUCGAUGACACCGUCAAUAAAUGUGGCUGGCACACGAUCGACAGUUGUAGGAAAUACGGUGACAUCGAAUGCAAUGUCCAACAUGAACCCAAAUGUGUCGGCAACUUCAUUAACAACCAUAUCGAAUGUAACCGGUUUGGCCACCAUUGCAAUGCCAGCCAGUAAUUUAAAAGUGAUUAAAUAUCCGCGUCACACAUAUCACAUGUGAAAAUACGCUAAUUCAUCAAUGACCCUAUCGACUUUUGGUCGCAAGACAAAAGGCACGAAAGCAACAAAGUGUGCCCGAACAAAAAAAAGCGUAAACAUGCAAUUCAAUUGAGUUUGAAUUUGUGGUGUAUUUUAUAAGGUUAAGCCAUCCGCAGUAAAACAAUAUAGAUAUACAUGUAUAUCAAUACAUUCGUGUGUUAAUUCCCAAUACCAUCAUCCCAUAUUAUGAAAAUCCAAUUAUAACAAAGCGAUAUUUCAUUGGUAGGCAGCUCAAAUUAUUGAUGAAUGAGCUGAUGGGAUGUACGCAAUCAUUUCGAUUCAAAUCGAUUGGAUAUUGCAAGACAAAUAAUAUUUUAAAAAAAUCAAGUGUCGUAAAUAUAUCGAAUGAAAAAUAUGAACUCCAUUACCAUAACGUAUGUGUUUUAAAUGAUACUUGAACAUUGAAAAUCGAAAAUCAAAAUGAAAUUAAGAGAACGGUGAUAUACAAGGUGUGGCAUGAAUUAGUUUACAUUGGCACGAAUAGCACUAUCACCUCGAACCAAAUUACACUCACUUCCAAAUGAGGCAUUUUUAUUUGCGCGUUCGGUACAUUUUCUUCUUUGAACAAAAAAAUUAAUCGGCCAACCGCCUCCCCCUUUCAUCCCCACCUUGUAAAUAUAAUGAUUAUAUACUUACAAAUUAAGCCAUUUUGUAUAUGUAAGAUGACAAAAAAAUAUGUGAUUAUUUUAUCACGAUUUCUACGAUAGAUCGUUGAAAGGAGUAAUGAUAGAUGCUUUUAUAGAAAAACACAUGGAAUAAAAUAUUGAGUGUUAUCAAUAAAAUAAUUGUAAAGUUUAAGAUUAACAAUAUCGAAUUACCAGGAGAAAAAUUACGAUAGAUUUAAACAGAAAAAAAAGCAAAUAAGCCAAUAAAAAAUAAA
Molecule: messenger RNA, 2383 nt
Organism: Contarinia nasturtii (swede midge)
Lineage: Eukaryota; Metazoa; Arthropoda; Insecta; Diptera; Cecidomyiidae
Product: zinc finger protein 90-like
Exons: 9
Coding region: 257-1465 (402 amino acids)
Source: RefSeq, a predicted model, not a curated record